This is a messenger RNA of Lolium perenne, 1213 nucleotides long. RefSeq names its product sex determination protein tasselseed-2. Gene Ontology annotation, molecular function: oxidoreductase activity, acting on the CH-OH group of donors, NAD or NADP as acceptor. The record is from RefSeq and is a predicted model, not a curated record. NCBI's taxonomy places the organism in Eukaryota, Viridiplantae, Streptophyta, Magnoliopsida, Poales, Poaceae.
AGUUCCCUACCAAAUUCAGCAGCAUCAGCCUCGCUUCACACACUUGCUGUGAAGACGACUAGCUUCGCCACCUACACGCAACACCUCGCCACGGCGACCACCGCCAUGCCUGCCUUGGACAUCAUGCCGGAGAAGGCCCACCAGCCACCCAUGUCGCCGUCGCACCGCGGUGCGCUUGGCUGGGACGCCACCGGCGCCCCCACCCCCAUGCACAAGAGGCUGGACGGCAAGGUGGCCAUCGUGACCGGCGGCGCGCGGGGCAUCGGGGAGGCGAUCGUGCGGCUGUUCGUGAAGCACGGCGCCAAGGUGGUGAUCGCGGACAUCGACGAGGCGGCCGGCGAGGCGCUGGCGGCGUCGCUGGGCCCGCACAGCGUCGCCUUCGUGCGGUGCGACGUGUCGGUGGAGGAGGACGUGGAGCGCGCCGUGGACCGCGCCGUGUCGCGCCACGGGCGGCUCGACGUGUUCUGCAACAACGCCGGGAUCCUGGGCCGGCAGACGCGCGCCGCCAAGAGCAUCCUGUCCUUCGACGCCGCCGAGUUCGACCGGGUGCUCCGCGUCAACGCGCUGGGCACGGCGCUCGGGCUGAAGCACGCCGGCCGGGCCAUGGUCCCGCGCCGCCAGGGCAGCAUCGUCUCCGUGGCGAGCGUCGCCGGCGUGCUCGGCGGGCUGGGACCGCACGCGUACACGGCGUCCAAGCACGCCAUCGUGGGGCUGACCAAGAACGCGGCGUGCGAGCUGGGCGCGCACGGCGUGCGCGUCAACUGCGUGUCCCCCUUCGGGGUGGCCACCCCGAUGCUCAUCAACGCGUGGCGCCAGGGCCACGACGCGGACGCCGCCGACGACGCCGACGCCGGCAUCGGCCUCGACGGCGCCGCCGCCGUGCCCAGCGACCGCGAGGUGGAGAAGAUGGAGGAGGUGGUCCGCGGCCUCGCCACGCUCAAGGGGUCCACGCUCAGGCCCAGGGACAUCGCCGAGGCCGUGCUCUUCCUCGCCAGCGACGACUCCAGAUACGUCUCCGGACACAACCUCGUCGUCGACGGCGGCGUCACCACCUCCAGGAACAUGAUCGGGCUGUGAAGAAGCCACAUGACCCCUCUCACUCUGCUCGCUGUCUAGAUUAGAACAAAACAACAAAGAUUGUUUAGUCGUCGAUGCAACUGUACUCAAGUUCUUUCGUUCGUUCGGUUAAUUGAUUGAUUAAGUGUGUUGAGAA